AUGGUGCGCGUCAAGUGUGCACGUAGUCCCCCUCUUGUGCGCCUCAAGCGUUCCAUGGCAAGUCGAAGGGAAAGCGAAGGAACAGGCGGCCUACCUUCCCGGGUUUCGGCACCAGAAAUGUACAGCAUCAUACUCCUUGCGUUAGUGGAUCACCACUAUCGGUUCAGGUACAUCAACCUGGGAAGCCCUGGGAGGUGCCACGAUGCGCAUGUGUAUGGGCGCUCCAGAUUGUGUGCUCUGGUUAAUGGUGAUCAUUUCCGUUCACCAGUGACUAUCAUUGAGGAAACCAGCGUCGCACCGAUAAUACUGUGUGGCCAGGCAUUCCCACUCACUGCAAAUUUGAUGAAGCCAUUUGCGAAUGCAUCGAAGGACACGCCCGAGGCAGCAUUCAAUUACAAUCUGUCAAAAACAAGACGCAUUGUUGAAAACGCAUUUGGACUGAAAGCACGUUUUCGAUUUAUAAUGAAGCGCAUGGAAUGCCGAAUUCCAACAGCAAAACGUGCUAUCCGUGCUGCUUGCACAUUGAACAAUAUUUGUGAAGCUCUGAAAGACAGUGUAGAGCAACAGUGGCUGCAAGAGGCACAGAUUGUCGACGGCCAGUACGGCCAGCCUUCGCACAACACGGACGUGUGCAGCAGUAGAGGUGAUCAAGUGAGGGGUGCACUAACAAAGUACAUCUGGAAGAAUGCUCCACACAGGAAAGAACACUAG
Molecule: messenger RNA, 711 nt
Organism: Ornithodoros turicata
Lineage: Eukaryota; Metazoa; Arthropoda; Arachnida; Ixodida; Argasidae
Exons: 2
Coding region: 1-711 (236 amino acids)
Source: RefSeq, a predicted model, not a curated record